AUGCCUCCCAAACGUGGUUCCGCGACCCGCGGAGUGCGACGCGUGGAGACACCCCGCAUGGCCCGCGAAAAACCCUCGACAAGGGCUGAAAAAGGAGUUGCUCCUUCAGUGGCGGCAGAAACACCAUUGGAAGCAGCUGCGGAGGUCCCGCCGGAAGAUUUGGUUUUGACGCCGCCCCCGCAGCAGCCAGCUGACAAGGAAGAAGCAACAAAUGAAGCUCUUCCAUCCGCCACUGUCUUGUCUUUGAGGGACGAAGUCAUCUGGAGCGACGACGACAACGACGACGACGACGAUGGUGUGUUCUUGUUUCCCGAUGCAGAAGGUCUGUUCGAGGUGAAGGAAUCCAACCCGGAUGUUAUUCGUGUUGGUACGACGCAAAAGUUGGAUGAGUCAGACAGCAGCGAGGAUGAGGCAACACUCAACCGCGUCGGGGACAUUCCACUUGAGUGGUACAAGGAUGAAACGCACUACGGGUACGAUGUUGAGGGUCGUAAGCUGAUGAAAAGCGAGCGCUCCGCGUUGGAACGUCUGUUGGAUGCGACGGAUGACCCCAACGCAAUGCGAACCAUCUACGAUGCCCUCCAUGACGAAAAGAAAACAUUGAGCAAUGCGGACCUGCAGAUGAUAUUUAACCUGCAGCGCAACCGCACGCCAAAUGCAAAAUACAACAUGUACGCCGAUGUGUUGACGGAUAGCGUUGAGUUUGACUUUCUUAAUCACCCUUUGGCGCGAGGAGGAGGACCGUCCAAGAAAAAGUUUGUUCCUGCUCCAAGUGACAUGAAGAUCAUUGAAAAGAUGGUGCGUCGUCUUAGGAAGGCAGAAGAAAACAAAACCGAUGAAAAGGAGAAGACUCCACUUGAUGAGCCUCUUGUGAUCUGGGACGACGGUAAGGUAGAAAUGGAUCCCCACACCAAGUUCAAGUAUCAACACCGUGUGCCAAAGCCGAGGUUCCGCCUCCAGGCACAUAUGAGAGCUAU
Molecule: messenger RNA, 977 nt
Organism: Trypanosoma cruzi
Lineage: Eukaryota; Euglenozoa; Kinetoplastea; Trypanosomatida; Trypanosomatidae
Exons: 1
Biological process (GO): maturation of LSU-rRNA from tricistronic rRNA transcript (SSU-rRNA, 5.8S rRNA, LSU-rRNA); ribosome biogenesis
Cellular component (GO): preribosome, large subunit precursor; PeBoW complex
Molecular function (GO): ribonucleoprotein complex binding
Source: RefSeq, a predicted model, not a curated record